AUGCAGAGUGAUGGCAAAAAAUAAUAAUCAACUAUGAUAGAUCCGUAAUUAAGCAUAAAUACUUCCAAAAACGAUAUAGAGGUUAUUGGUGCAGAUUUAAGAUUUUUCAUAGAAUAGUUUCAACUUUAUUAAAUAAGAAAAAUGUAAUCUAAUCUCACUUGGAUCUGGUUGUGAUACUCUUCCCUUUUUAAUAUGGCAAAUUUAUCUAAACAAUGUUAUGUUCAAGUAGAUAUACCUUUGUCGUUGACGGAAAAAUAAAGAAGUUGAAGGAAUUGAAUAAAUUGAAAAUAUUAUUGGGAGAAAUUAUAAUUUCAGAAAAUAAUUUUCAAGCAAAAUCAUAAAAUUAGACUUAUAUAUUUGGGGAAGACAUAUGCAAUACUGAAAGAUUGCAUUAAUAUUUAAAAUCAAUCGAUUAUACUAUUCCAACCUAAUAUUCUAAAUUUAAAUAUUCUAAAGAAAAGGUUUUAAAGUUAAUCAUGAUUUGA
Paramecium octaurelia is the source of this 485-nucleotide messenger RNA. Lineage: Eukaryota; Ciliophora; Oligohymenophorea; Peniculida; Parameciidae. The record is from the annotation of a GenBank genome assembly.